AAAUUUCACAUGUUAUCUAUGUGUGUAUAUAUAUAAUGGAGUGUGGUUGGAAGAUGAGAAAUUAAGCUGGACCAUGGGUACCACUAUCAUUUCCCCGACUUUCCUCUCUGCUUGUCUUCUUCUUUUAUGCCUUGUCUGCUGUUUGAAGGAGGGGUAUGGCUUGGAACGGAGAGCAACUGCAGAGAGCCACCACCUUGAGCACAGCCAUACGAUCCAAGUCACUUCUCUUCUGCCCUCCUCUAUUUGCAGCCCCGCAACCAAAGAAUUGAAUAAAAAGUCAUCUUUACGAGUUGUCCACAAGCAUGGUCCAUGCUCCCAACUCCAUCGUCAAGAUAAAGCAAACAUCCCCACUGACGCCGAGAUCCUUCGACAAGAUGAAGCCCGGGUCAAGUCCAUUCACUUGAAACUUGCCAGGAGCUCAGGCUCGAGCAAUGUCGACCAGAUUGAUGCAACCAACCUCCCUGCCAAGGAUGGUAGCGUGGUGGGGUCAGGCAAUUACGUAGUUACCGUGGGUCUAGGCACCCCGAAGAAAGAUUUAACUCUCAUAUUUGAUACUGGAAGUGACAUCACAUGGACACAAUGUCAGCCUUGCGCAGGAAGUUGUUAUCAACAGCUGGAUCCAGUGUUUGCUCCUUCCCAAUCCUCAACAUAUUCCAACAUUUCAUGCAACUCAACAACCUGCAAUUCACUGGCUUCUGCAACAGGUAUUAAACCUAGAUGUUCGUCUGCUUGUGUCUAUGGCAUUCAAUACGGAGACAUGUCUUUUUCAAUUGGAUUCUUUGCUAAAGAAACGCUCACCUUGACAUCAUCUGAUGUAUUCAAGGACUUUCUAUUUGGCUGUGGCCAAAACAAUCAAGGUCUUUUCCGAGGAGCUGCUGGUUUGAUAGGACUUGGACGAGAUAAAUUAUCUCUACCUUCACAAACAGCCUUAAAAUACAAGGGAGUCUUCUCCUAUUGCUUGCCGUCAUCUGCCAGCUCAACUGGUUUCCUCAGUUUUGGCGACACUGGUGCCUCAAAAUCCGUAAAAUUCAUAACAUUGUCCACAGUCUCCCAACGUUCAGCCUUUUACGGAAUUGACAUUACUGGAAUAAGUGUUGGUGGACAAAAACUAUCAAUUGCAGCCUCUGUUUUCACUGCUGGUAGUGCCAUCAUUGACUCUGGAACUGUCAUCACCCGGCUACCGCCCACAGCCUACGCGGCACUGAGCUCAGAAUUUAAGAAACAGAUGAGCCAAUAUCCAAUGGCACCAGCUUCAAAGCUGCUGGACACAUGCUAUGACUUUACCAAGUAUUCUUCAGUUAACGUACCUAAGAUUAGCUUCUUCUUCAGCGGGGGUGUUGAGGUGCCUAUUGCAGCUGAGGGAAUAUUUUUCGUUAGAAGUAUCUCACAAGUGUGCCUAGCGUUUGCCCGCAACAAUAAUGACACAGAUAUAGGGAUCUUUGGGAAUACACAGCAAAAGACACUUCAAGUGGUAUACGAUGUUGCUGGUGGGAGGCUUGGGUUUGCUACAGGGGGAUGCACCUAAGUUUUCAAAGCUAAUUGAGAAGAAAAUCUUCGAGUUAGCUGUCAAAUCAUAAGUCAUAUAAUAUAAUAGUAAGUUUGGCUUAAGAUUGAAAUAAUCGAUGCACUAGUAAAACUUAUCAGUACUCUACUCCCUAGGUGGAUACUUGUCUGCUUUGUUUACCCAUCUAUCAUUCAGGAAAAUAAAUUGUUCGCUGCAGAAUUAUGUUCAAUGAUGUAUGAUUUUGUAUGGAAAUGUUAAACCUCCAAAUCUUA
This is a messenger RNA of Gossypium raimondii (Peruvian cotton), 1776 nucleotides long. RefSeq names its product aspartyl protease family protein At5g10770. The transcript is spliced from 3 exons. Gene Ontology annotation, biological process: proteolysis. Bases 74 to 1525 code for a protein of 483 amino acids. Gene Ontology annotation, molecular function: aspartic-type endopeptidase activity. The record is from RefSeq and is a predicted model, not a curated record. NCBI's taxonomy places the organism in Eukaryota, Viridiplantae, Streptophyta, Magnoliopsida, Malvales, Malvaceae.